This is a messenger RNA of Cinara cedri, 12339 nucleotides long. Lineage: Eukaryota; Metazoa; Arthropoda; Insecta; Hemiptera; Aphididae. The record is from the annotation of a GenBank genome assembly.
AACACUCGGUCGCGAACAAACCUCUAUUAUCAAUUCCGUCGCAGCACCGCCGUAAACCAGUAUUUGUGUUCGUGUUGCAUAUUUUCGUUCGAUUUUCUCGUCGACGGAUCUCAGCUGCGCAGCGAACAAUACAACAGUGUUACAGCGCACUGUAGUGCUGCAAUCGUACAGUGUCUGGCCGACAGUGAGUUACCGUCGUAUAUGCGUGCCCGCGUCCCGUUCCCCCUCGCGUCUUUGUGACGCAAACCCGCAGCGUAUUGUUCGUUGUCGAUCUUGUCAUUGUCGUAUCUGCCGUCGUUCGCGUACUUCGUCCGUCUUUGCGGCGUUAUUUCGGGUCGUCCGUUGGAUGAACCGCUGAUCCGGGAAUACACUUGAUAAUACGCGAUCAUCAAAUAUUAAACCCCCGAAGAUGUCCACCGCAGGCAGCGCGCGCUUAUUCGGAGCGCUGGCCGUUUUCGGACUCGUAUUCAUGUCGUCCGGUAAGUAUUAACGGUCCCGUCCAAGAACGACCUCAUGUCCAGAAACGACUGGAUAAUCGUUGUCCCUCGUUCAUGUGCUUCGCCUAAUCGAUGUUCAUUUUUUUUUCUUCAUGUCCAGGAACCUUGGCCGAAAUGGAAAUGCUCAUCACCCAAAAACAUGUUUCAUUGGUCGGUGUGCACGAAUGCACAUACGGUCCGUCGUAUUGGUGUCGUAACAUAACGUAAGUGAUACGUGAUAUGUGUAUACACGAUGGUCUUGAAUUUUGUAUUCGUGUCAGGUGCAUAAUGUAACAGUAAUAAUAAAAACCAGUAUACCAUUAUCAUAAGAGGAACGUUGCAAAACAGUACAAAGUAAAAUAUACUUAAUAGGUACAUUAAGUAAUAUAAAGUAGAAAUAGAAUAAAACAUAAUAUAAUAGUUAGGGCCUAAUUGAUCUAAAAAACAUGAACAAAUGCACAAAUAAAAAAAAUGCAUAAAAUGACAUAAAAAUGUUACAAAAUGGAUUGAAAAAUUUAUUUAAACUAAAAAUUAGAGGAAGUUAAAUUACAAACAAUUUACAGGAAAAUCUAUAAUAUAAUAAAAUAUUUGUUGUGCAAAUGUUUCCUUAUCUUUUAAUAAAAACAGGUUAUAACGAGUUGCGAUAGAAUAAUAUUAUGAAUCGAUUAAUGCUGGCGCGGUGAUCGUGUCUCCGUGCUUAAUAUAAAUGUAUAUUCUAUUAUUAUUUUCUUUAUUAAACAUAUUAUCUUAUCUAUCCGUUCAAAAUUUCCGCCGACUUUAGUUUUACGUUUCUUUUUUUAAUUUGAAUUUAUUAAAUUUAUUUAAGAUGUUUAUAAAAAGUAGAAAAAUGCAUUAAAAUAUCUAAUAAAUGAUUUAAGAACCGAGAAUUACUGCAAAAAUGCAAAAUAAAAUUUGUACCAUUGAAUUCUGCGUGACAAGUCAAAUUUCUAUAUAGAUGAUCCUCGAAUAUAAGCAUCAGAAAAAAAAAUGCGAAUGCAUCAAGUUCCUGGCCCUUAUAAUUAUGUUAAUAUGAAUAUAGUAUUAUAUGGUGUUUUAAAGGGUGUAAUUAGUGGAUUUAUAUUGUUUUGGCCCAGAUGUGGGUCACGUUGAUUCCUUGGCUUGUGCCUUUUUGUGUGUCUUUUGGAGUAAUCUUAUACUGGUAAAGAAAAAUAUCAACCAUCAACCAAAACGUAACUAUGCACAGUUUUGAAUUAUUAAAAAGAAGCAUUGCCUUUUUUUAGACUUCAUCUCCCUAUCUCCAAAGAGUAGACACUGAAAGUUAGAAAACAUUUAUUCUUCUUUUUCACCUUCAUUUUAGGGUUGGCAAUCCCUCAUUCUAAACAUUCACUUGACCAGUUCUUCCACAUUUUCACAUCCCUCUCAUAUACUCGCUGCCCUCUUAUCAUUAUCUCAAUUGCAUCCAACUUCAUCUUUUUCGAUAUACUUCUCCCCUAAUUACUCCUAUGUUUAUUUUCAUUACCAUUCUUACUACUUGUAAUUACUGUCUCUUCAUGGUAUACUUAAACCAUCUGUCUAAAAAUAUUUUAUCAAAUAAAUGUUUAAAUGUUUAAAUUUAAAACAUUCGAUUUGCGCUAACAAAACAUUUAGAUGAUACUUAGAAUAUAAAUUUAGUAUAACUGUCUGAUAUCCAGUUACAUAAAAUGUACUGUUGGAUUUUAGUCUUAAGUGGUAAUAACUAAUUAAUCUAUAUAAUAUCUAACUGUUUUUGUUAAAAAGUUUACUUUUUAAGUUAAAAUAACAAUUUUUAAAUUUUAAAAUACAUAUAUUAUUAUCAAUCAUUAGGUACAAUAAAUAUUCAAGUAUUGAAAUCUUAUAAUAUUUUGAAUAAUAGAUAGUUAAGUAUCAUAAAUUUAAUUAUCAUUACUAUUAUUUUAUGGAUUCAUCUAAAUGAAAUUAAUUUAUUCAGUAUUAGUUUAAUUUGUUGAAAAAUUUUUUAAGUAACUGUUACUUUUUAGCAUACAUAGUACCUUUACUUAAUACUUAAAUAUAAUUUACAAAUGGUUUAAUAAGUAAUUAGGUAUUUAAAAUAUUAAUAUUUAAAUUUUGUGAUUUUUUGAUUCUAAUCUAUUUUGUUUAUUAAUUAUUCGCUAAACUAUUAAAGCAAAAUCUCUUCUUUUGAGCAUCUAUAGUUAUUUAACAUGGACAUCUAAAUGUCUUAUUAAAUAAUAAUAAUAAAUAAGUUUUUAUCAAAAAAUGUACAAAAUAAAAAUAAAUAAAGAAACCGAUUUAUAAAUAAAUAGAUAUAAUAUAAUCUGUAUUGAAAAAGUGGUUAACCCUGAACAACAGGAACUUGCUAGUCAACUAAAUGAUAGUACAUUUAUGAUAUAUGAUAUAAUAAUAUGCUUAGUCAUUUAUGACUAAACUGUUCAAGUGCCAAUAUUUAAUUCACCUGUUAAAUAAUUAUGAUAAAACAUGAUUUGAUAACAGUUAUUCAUUUUAUUAAAUUAUUCUUUGUCAUAAGACAAGAAGAUUCUUUGUCUUUUCACAUAAGUCAUAACUAUUUAAAAUGAAAUUUAAGCCAAUAUUUAAUAUUGUGAUAAUUAUUUAUUAAACCUUGAUUAUUAUAUUAAUCUAAAAUGAGUUAAAAUAUUUUUUCAAACUGAUUUAAUGAUUGGUUUAAUAUAAUCCUUUGUUUACUCAUAUAGAAUAAAUGUAUUGUAUAAUAAUUAUUAAGUAUACCUUAGGUCAAAAAUUGAUUUUCAUUUGUUAUUUUGUGUCUUAGUAAAUUUUUUAUUUUGUUUGUACAUGUGUUUUAAUUUGAUUAUAUAAACAUAUUGCCUUAAAUCAGUUGAAACAAUAACAGAAUAACCUACAUCUUACUUAUUUAAUAGUAGCUGACAAUACCUGGCUCUAAAAAAGUUUAGUUACCAAAAAAUAUUGUAUAUUUUAAUAAAAUAUAGAUUUUUAUGAAGUGAUAUGUUAUUUUUUCUACUAUUUCUUUUAUUGACUUCUCUUAAUUUAAACCUAUCAUGCAAUUGUAUACUUUAUUACAUUUAAUGAACUCUGGUACCAUUAUAUGUCUGUGACAAAAACAAAGCAAUAAUUAUAGAAUAAUAACAAUAAGAAGAAAUAAAAGCAGUUACCUACCUAUAAAAUAAAAUAAAUUUACAUUAAUAAUAAUACUUAAUAAAGUUACAAAAAUAUUGAUAGUAUACGAAUACAUAUAGGUAAAUACAAAAAUGUGUUAAAAUUGUAUGUUGUUAUUUUUAGAUUCAGAGCUUAGCGUAGAAUGUAUUUAUUUUACUAUGAUGUUUAUUUUAUUUUGUGAGCAACUUUUUUACCAGAAAUCUUACUCCGAUGUAUCAAGUGUACUACCUUUUCUAAAAGAAAAUUUUAUCUCUGUGCAUUAUGGUAGUAAUUUUUUAAUUUUCCAAGCGGUUUUUUUAUUAAUUUGGAAAAAAAUAAUAGGAAAAAUUAUGUACAUGUAUAAAAAACUUCACUCCGAAUCGUUUUUCGUUAGCAAUGAUUUAUUGUUGCGUACUAAUAUAAAUAAAAUUCUCCUUUAUAUUCUACCUUUUCAAAUUAUCAUCUACAACAGCAGCCCACCCAUUAUGCUAAGUAUGACAGUUUUUUUCUGCAUUAAAAUAAUGUAACUAGUUAUGAUAGAAAGAUUUUAAUCACUUUGUUAUUUCAUAAAUUACUCAUUUGGUAUUGGUUUUAUUAUAGCACUUAUUAUUUUUUAUUGUUAAUAAAUUCAUUUUUCAUUAUAAUUUUUGAAUAUGUGGGAUAAACUUAUGCAUUCAAAAAAAUAUAAAAACUGCAUAUCUAGAAGAUAGUUCAAAUUCAUUUUUAAUUGGCUUUUAUUGUUUUAAAACAAUUUAAACUUUUGGGGAAAUGUUUUAACUUUGUCACAAGUCAAAAUAAAUACAUUUUUUUAUUUAUGAACUAUAAUUAUCAUAUUAACUGUUUUCAUAGUUAUAUUAUUCAUAGAAAAUCUGUUUAUUGUUCUUGUCAUAAUUGUAUUUAAAUCAAAUUUUGACAUUAAGAUAUUUCAAUGGUUUUUCUAGAAAUAUAAGGUUAGGUUAGGUUGUUUCUUUAAUUUUAUAUACAAUGAUCGUUGAUCAUUUUGAUUGAAAUUUGUUAAUAAAUAUUUUUAAUUUUUUUAGUAAUGCUGCCAGUUGCAACGCAGUUAAACAUUGUAUUCAAACCACUUGGGAAACUCAAACAUAUCCAGAAGACAACGAUGAUGUUUGUACUAUUUGUAAAAAUAUGGUUAAAGAAGCUCGUGAUACAUUAGAGAGUAAUACUACAUUGGUUAGUUAAUAGUUAUUUACAUGAAAUUGAUUUUUUAAAAGAUUACCUAGUUAUCUAAUUAAAUUAAAUAAAAAAAAAUGCUUGUUUUACUUUUCAACAAAAAUAAUUUUAAUUUAAAUGUAUUUACAAACUAUAAUUAUAAUUGUGUAUUUAAGUUAAAUAGUUUUUAACGAAAUAUAUAAUAAACACAAUUUCAAAGUUUUAUAGAAUAAAAUGUACUGUUUAUUAAUUUUAGGACGAACUAAAACAAGUAUUCUAUGGGUCUUGUCAAUUGUUGCCACUGAAAGUAAUCAAAACUGAAUGUAAAAAAUUGGCUGAUGAUUUUAUACCAGAACUUGUUGACACUUUGGCUUCUCAAAUGGAUCCAAAUGUUGUUUGUACUGUAUCUGGUUUGUGCAACAACGCACAUAUUGAUAAACUUUUAUUGGAAAAUAAAGUUAGUAUUGUAAUAUAUACUAUUUUAAAUAUAUUUUUUUCAAUAUUAUUUAUUAAAUUGGUUUUAUAGGAGCAACCACAAAAUGAAAUUAAUGACUACCAUGCGUGUGAAAAAUGCGCUAUUGUUAUGGAAAAAGGUGAACACUUGAUGGAGAGCAUGUCUGAGGAUGAGGUUUUAAACAAAAUGAUUAUGGUAAUAUUUGCUAAAUUUAAUUAUUGUUAUUUUUUCUAUUAUGUUUAAUCAAUUUUUAUUUUAUUCAUUUAUUAGUUAUGUGGAGAACUUAGUAGUUAUUCUGAUGUAUGCAUUGAUAUUGUUUACACUUAUCGUCUAGAAAUAUACAGAGCUCUUAAAAACGAUUUUAAUAAACGUAAUGUUUGUAUGUUGAGUGGUAUGUGUUCAGAAGCAUUCCACCCCCAUGCUGAUGGCUAUGAAGUAAGAUGAUUUAAAAAGUAAAUAAAGUAUUUUCACUAAUAGAAUCUUUAUUUAAAAGAGAUCUAAAAAUGCAUUGAUGGGUGUUGAAAUCAGUAAUGCUGGUGAACGAGGUAGAGUUCAAAUUAAAAAAUCAAAUGAAGUUAGUGAUGAUGUGACCUGUGAUUUCUGUGAAGCCAUGGUUAAACAUUUAAGAGAUAUUUUAAUUUCUAACACAACUGAAGAACAAUUUUUAGACGUACUCAAAGGUCUAUGCAAACAAACAAAAUCUUUCUCCGAUGAGGUAUUAUCUAAUAUUUAUGUUUUGUUUCUAAAUUCUGUGUUUAUCCUAAUUAUUUCUUAUUUCAGUGCUUAGCAAUGGUUGUCAAUAAUUAUGGUCGUAUCUAUCAAUUCCUUGUAAAUGAAUUAAAUGGCAAGAAACUUUGUACAAUUGUUGGUGUAUGCUCUAAAUCUCAAAAUUCUCAUUUUGAUCUCAAUUUCGCUAUUGUAAGUUAUCUUAUUUUGCAUUGUGUUUUGAGUUAAAAUAUUGCAUUUUUUAUUUAGCCAAUGUACCCACUUUUGCCAAUUGAAAUUUUACAAAAACAAGAGGCUAAAGAAGUUGAAAAAAGUGUUUUACCAAUCAUUGUGGAUGAGCAACCUCCAAAAGUUCAAAACAUCAAACCCAUUAAAAAAUCACCAGUUAUUGAUGUGUUCUACAAAGAAAUGCACAUUGUCGGUAAGAUAUUUAUGUGUAUAUAUAUGCAAAUGCUAAACCAUUUUAUUCUUAAAAUUUAAGUAUGGAUUAUUAUUUAUUAUACUAAUAUAUUAUGAUAUAAUUCAUUAGUCAAUGAUGUUGAUUUACCCACUGACAAAACUAUCUGUUUCUUGUGUGAAUCGAUAUUAAACUAUGUUCAACAAGAAGUAACUGAUCCAAAAUCUGAAUCAGAAAUCCGUACCGCUUUAAAGAAAUCCUGCUUGGUUUUACCAUCGUUAUAUGAAGAUCAAUGUAAACAAUUUGUUGACCAAUAUGGUGAUGCAUUUAUUUCACUUGUUGCUCAAGAAGUUGAUCCAUCAAUUGUGAGUGUUCUUAAAAAUAAUUUUCUUUGUCAAGUUAUAAAUAAUUCAUAAUUAUCUGCAAUUAUAUUGUUUAGAUAUGCCCAGAACUUAAAGCAUGUCCAUCUACAGAUUUAUCUGUAACAUUUAACAAAGGUAGUGAAAGUUCAAAUAACUGCCAAAUGUGUGUUAUUUUUAUGUCAACUUUGGAAUCAGAAAUCACUAAGAAAGACUCGGAAGUAUGUGAAUACAAGAUUUAUUCGAGUUAUAAUAUCACAUAAUUAUGUUUUAUUUUAUAUUUUAUCAGGAAGUGAUAAAAAAAAAAUUAGAAAAGUUGUGUGGCAGAUUACCACAGAAGUGGAAGAAGGAAUGCAAUGACUUCGUAUCAACACAGUUAAACAGUAUUCUUGACAUGUUAGUUGCUGAAGUAAAGCCUGAAGAAAUAUGUGUUAUGUUAGAAGUCUGUAAACCAAAAUUAUUAUUUGAAACCUCUAAUAAUGAUAUAGGCAAGUGAUCUAAUGUGAACAAUUUUUUUCUUUUAGAAAGUGAUAAGUAAAAUAUUAAUACAAAUAUUAUUUUUAUUUUUUUAGAUACAAAUAUGGUUGCUAGUUCCGGUUUAGUUACUAUAGCCUUUCCAGGAUACGAUAUAGGAAAAUUAUUGACAAACAAUCAUAGAAUGUUGGAAGAACCAAAAGUACCUACACCAUUUUGUUUGGUUUGCACUAUUGUAAUGAAAUAUUUGAAUAACGUAGUUAAAGAUAAAUCAAAUCAAGUAAUAUUAUUUAUUUUACAAGUGAAGUUGUAGUAAAAUUAAAUAAAAACUUUUUUAGGAGGAGAUUGAACAAAUCUUAGAUUCAGUGUGCCGUGUAUUGCCUAAUGUAGAAGAGACAGAAUGUCAAAAUUUUGUUGAUUCCAAUUACAAAAAUAUUGUGACUGCUAUUCAAAUAGGAACUGAUCCAGGUAUUGCGUGCAUGGCAUUAAUGGUGUGUGAUGAAGUAAAAAGUAAGUGAUAAUUAGUUAAAUUGAAAAAAAAAACAUCACAAUUUUAAAUAAUUGUUAAUCAGCUGCAGAUGACCGUAAUAUGAACACGGACAAAAGGAAUUUGCAAUCUAUUACAUUUGAAUCUGUAGAGUUAGAUAAAUCUGAUGAGUGUGCGGCUUGUGAAGCAUUUACAGCAGUAUUCAGUGAUCGUUUGAACAAUAAUUCAGUGGACAUUGACUUAAUUGAUAUCAUUGAAUUCUGUGAUGAAGUGGAUGUCAAACACAAGAAUAAGGUAAAUAAUAUAUUUUAUUUUUGUCUUAAUCCAUUGCUUAAUAUUCGGAAUUAAUAAAUCAUUAUCAUGUAGUCCCGUGGUAGUCUUACUUUUUUAACAGCAGGUAAAAUUGAAAAACAAACUUCAUGAUUCUAUGUAAAAUUAUAGUUAUUAAUGCUAAAUGCAUAAAUUAAAGUGAGCACUUCCACUACUUCAGGCUAUAUAUAUUAUUUAAUGACACUGUAAUUUGGUCACCAUUGGUGUAGUCCAUUGUAAAAAUUGUCAUCUUUUGAAAACCAUUAAUUAUUUACUUUGUCCCUUAACUAAUGUUAAGUACCAAAAAAAUUAUUCCUUUACACUGUGUACGGCUGAAGACCUAAUAAUUGUUAAAUAUUGAAAUGUACAAAAAUAACUAUUAUAUGCAGUGUUUGGAGAUGUUAGAGUCAUACACUCAAUCUUUCAAAAAUCUUUAUAACCAAAUGCCUACUUGGAUGAUGUGUGAAUCACUGGCACUGUGCAAAAAAAAUAAGAGUGUCGCAAUCAACCAAUUAAACGACAUAAAUUGUUUAAGAGGUGAAAUAUUUUGGUGUGCAUCUUGGGACAAUGCCAGAGAAUGCAAGGUAAUUAAAUCUUUUGACUUCAUUAAAUGUACUAUUUAAGAUAAAUAUAUAAUUAAGAUAUAUCCUGAUCAGGAUAAAACUGUAGCAUGGUUAUAUUUUUUUGAGUAAUUAAAGAUAUUAGAGCUUCUCUAACCAACGUAAACAGCCGUUUAUCUGAGUUUUAAAUUAUCUUUUAAUCUAUGUUUAAAAAUUAAUGUUAAUGUUGAUUAUUACUUGCUCUUAAUAUUUCAUUGAAAGCAACAAUUUAACAAUAUUCCCCAUGCACCAAAUAUUUAUUUUUUGUAAUUUAUAGAAAUAAAAUAUUACUUUUGAUCAAAACAUUAAACACACUGCAACUUAACAUAUUUAUUUGUUUAACUAUAUUAAAAUAAUACAUUUUUUUUUUUUUAGGCUGAAUCAUUGUGCAAACGCACUUCAUGGAAUGUAAAAGUCAACGAAAAUUAAAGUGAUAUUUUAAUUAAUGAUUAAAACUAUUUGAUACUCAUGUUGUGUAAAAGCGAGAUUCAAUAGUAUACAUUUUUUUUAAUAAAUAAUGAUUGCAUAAUGAUUAUUAUUUGAUGAUCUAGACUUUAUAACUAUUAUUAUAUUAUAUACAAAUAUUCCUUUUCAUGUUAUUAGAUGGUUUUCAAGUUUAUUACUAUUAUUAUUAUUAUUGUUAUUUAGAAUAAAGGAAUUCCUCAAAUGUUAAUUUACUUUGUGAAAAUUGUUUGAUUGAUUGGUAAUAUAAAUAUACAAAAUAUUUCUUUAUUGACAUCUAAACGUAUUGUGAUUCUUCAGAGAUAAUCAAAUUUGUUUUAUAUAUAUAUAUAUAUGUAUGUCUUAACAUGUAUAAUUAAUAUAAAUAUUUAUAUUAAAAUUAAAAAAUAUUUUUGAAAAAUUUAAAGCUCACCAUUUUAUAUUAAAUUUUACUGAAAAUUUUGAUUUUUCAACUUUUUGUUUUCAUUAACCUCAUCGUGAUUUUUAUAUUUUUUUAAGUUUCCAGAAACAUAGUAUAUCGUUAUGGAUUUGGUAUUAUCUCAAAACUUAUCAGAUCGAGGUAAUUUCAAAAUACUACUAUAAUAUUCAUUAUAUUCUAUUUUUCUUUGAACUUUAAAAAAAUUAAAAAUCAUGGGAUUAUUGAAAACAAAAAGAUGAAAUGUUAGAAUUUUCAGAAGAAUUAACUAUAAUAGGGGUAGUAAACUAUUCAAAUUUUUCGAAAAGUAAUUUUUUUCAAAAAAUAAUAAUUUAAAUAUAUAUAUUAUUUAUAUAAUAAGUAUUUGACUACUUAUCUUUAUUGAGAUAUCACAAUGGGUAUCUUCAUUGAACACUUUGCAUAUUUAUUUUACAGUAAAUUAUGAUAGUUACAUAUCAAAAAGAAUUUCAAACAAUUUAAUAAAGUUAAAAUUACUUCUUUUUCAAACAGCAAUUUGAUAUUUCAGUAUUAUAUUAUUAUAAAGUUAAAAAGUGUUCUUUUUUGAUAUUUAUAUUAAACUAAUCAAUCAAUAAUUAUAUUUUUUUGUAUUAUUGGUUAAACUACCAAAUAAUCCAUUCAAACUAAUUGUUCAAUACAGUUAAAUAAAACCAGUAAUAAUCUUACAAAUUUUUAGUGAGAAUAUUUUUUAAAUAAUUAUUUAUACAUACAUUUUUGAUUUAUUGUGUAACAAAAACUUUAUAAAGAAAUUAUGUUAUUUAUAAUAAACCACUGUGAUGUGUUUAGUAAAUAGUACCAAUCCUUAUGUUAAUUGUAUUUGUCUCUGAAUGUAAUUAAUAAACAAAUUGUUGACUGUGUUCGCCAGUAAGUUGUGUACAUAUAUACACUCCAAUGGAAUAUGAAUGGGAAUAAUAUUAAUUUACUCAAUAAAUAUAUUAUAAAAAUCAUGAUUUUUGUUGUUAUGUAUUUACAAUUUCAACAACAUUAACUAAUAUAUAUUUGACCAAUUUCCUAUUUUAUUUAAUUGAGAGAUUAUGUAACAUUGUCUUUGAUUGCAUUUGACAUGAAACACCAGCUAUACAGCUAAUAAAUGUAUUGAAUGUGUUUGUUUUUGUUAAAAGGACAAAAACGAUUUAUUGAACUUCUUGCAGUAUGGUUGUAAACUACUAAAUCAAGAAGGUACACAAGAAGAUUGGCUCAUCAAAAAUCUAGUUAAAAUGUUGAGAGUUAACUGUAAAAAGAGUGGUUGGUUAAAAAGAAUAAGUCUAUUUGAUAUUAAAUCACCUACUAACGGUCAGUUAUUGAUUUUCAGCAAAAGAUCUUUAUCAAAAUAAAUUUCACCCAAAGUGUUCAAUUUGCAAGGAUGUGAUCAGGGAUAUAAAAAAUAAAAUAGAAACAUCUAAAUUAGAAGUAAGAAUAUUCUCAUUCAUUAUAUAUGUUGAGAACCUGUUUUAAGCCAGCUUUACUCAAUGCAAUCUGAACAUGACUGUGGCAAGUAAAGUCAGUGGACCGGGUCAGGCUACGUAACCUAAUACUAAUUCAUUGUACCAGAUGAAGAAAUUGAUAGUAGUUGGGCCAAACUAGGUCACUCCACAUAAUCAAAAUAUUAUUCAUGAUAUAAUUAUAAUUUAGGUAUAGUAGACUGAAAUCAAAUUUAUCAUUUGUAAUGAAACAUAAAAUAUUUAAAAAACUAUACUCAUGUAUUUGUGUGGUAUGACAAGAUCUAACAUUACACUUAAGUAAACCAAGCUGGAUUAUACAUUCCACUGAACUGGACCUAAUUUUUAAAAUUUAGUUUUGGUAGAUUCAGACAUACAAAUUUAGACGUUUAGUGGGGAAGUGAUCUUGUGCCAAGGGAUAACUUUGCUUACCCCCCCUCACAUUGUAUAACAAUUUUGGUAAAUUAGUUGUUUUUGCUUCAUUUAUGUAUCAGAUUUGCAUUGUAUAGAUGAUAGUUAGAUGUUUAGAAACUAACCAUUUAUUGUUUUAUAGAAGGAUGUUAUGUAUAGAUUAGAAUCAUUAUGCGAUCCUCUACCUAACAAAGCAAAAUGUAUUGAUUUUGUGGAAUCUAAUGCUGAAAAAAUGAUGAACACUCUAAUAAAUGACAUUAAAGAAGAAAGCAUUUGUGCAGAAAUAGGAUAUUGUUAAUUUUGUAAUAAUCUUAGUUUCAUGUCAAUCAAACUUUAUGAACAUAACUUACUAAUAUAAGAACUGAUAAUAUAUUUAAUCAAUCAUUUUUUUUUUUUUUUAAUUAAUUACUAUAUAUAAGAAAUAAAUAUAUACAUAUAAUAAUUAUAAAAAGAAAUGUUUUUAUUUUUUUCUUCUUUAAAGUGAAUAAUACAAUAAACUUGUACACCCUAUACUUGAUUUUUAAUAAAAAAAAAUCGAAUGAUGGACUAUUGAUUGAAAAAAAAAUUUGGUUACAAAAAAAAAAUUGUAUAUUUUGUCUUAAUAAAAUAAUAAGUCAUUAUCUUAUGCCAAAUAGUUUUAUACCUGUACUUACACAAGUAGCAAAUGGAAUAUAUGAGGUAUAAAAUUCAUAAUAUCAUGACAAAUAAUGAAUAAGGCAAAAGUCAGUAAAGAAAAUUAAAUCAAAUUACAUAGCUUAUAAAUUAUAAAUAAUGUUUUACACUUAAAAAGUCUUGUGUGGCAGGGGAAUUUUACUGUGGUUUUUGAGAUCCCUUUUUGCCAAUAAGGGAUUUGUGUAUAUGCGGGAUAACACCUAAAAAAAAUGAAAAUUUAGUAAUUUGUAAAAUAACUUUUAUUAUUGUAUUACCUCCUCCUGCAAUUGUUGCUCUGAUAAGUGUAUCUAAUUCUUCGUCUCCUCUGAUAGCAAGUUGCAAAUGACGUGGGGUAAUACGCUUCACUUUUAAAUCUUUUGAUGCAUUACCAGCCAACUCGAGCACCUG